GUUCGCCCACUCCUCCUCCUCUCUCCCAUCGGGUACAAUGUUACUCUUUGCAAUUCCUCCUCAACCACCUCUCUCCAGCCCACACUCUCACACCUGUGCCCUCCAUUUCUACACCUCCCUUCACUCUCUCGGACCAAAUACUCACAGAAGACGCUCCUUCCUCCUCUUCGCCCGCUCUUCCUCUCCCUCUUCGCUCGCAAGCUCUAGCCCAAGCCACACGCUCCGCCACGUGUCCCAAGACGACGAUGAGCCCGACGGAGCCAUGGUCUCUUCCGCCUCCGCCCUCGCCUCCGCCAUUCGCAGAGCCUCCACCUCGCCCGUGGAGUUCAUGCAGCGGAUCGACAAGGACCAAAAGAGUCGCCUCGUCCUCCCGAGCCCCGAUUUUCAGAGACUCUGCGUCGAGCAGCUAGACCUCUUUCGCCGAAUCGUCGAUCCCGACGCUCUGCUCACGGUCUAUGUAAGACCAGCUGGUAGUUAUGUCAUGGACCGUCUAGAGCUACGUCGUGUUACUGUUUAUCCUGGAGGAGUGGAUGUAUCUGACACUGUUAUCAUAGUCGGCAAUUUCAGUAUUCCGACAGGUUUGCGCGCAGCAGAAGCUGCACUCUCCAAUCAACAAGUAGAAGUUGUGCCUGAGAAUAGGGCUGUGGUUUUUCCAAUGGUGAAACAUCCAUUUGUGUUGGGAUUCUUGGUUGCCGAGCUUGCGAUGGAAAUGUGUGGGAAUGAAGAGAGUGAAGGGCACGAUUUGAUUCACUGUUCACCUUCUCCAGAGGAAGCAUAUGCUUCGCCUCUCAGCUCGGGUAUGAAAUCAUGGGAAAUUCAGAGUGUCAAGGAAGAGCCGAAGAGAAUGUACAGGUUUAGUGCUGAGCAAAGAGCAAAUGCUAUCAACAUAGCUCGGUCUCUAGCUAUGGCUUAUGUUAUGGAUCAGAAAGCAAUGUUACUCAAGCAAUCAUCGUGGCAAAAUAAUGUCAGGAUGAGCAAUCUCGUUGAGCAAAUUCGUGGUCCUCUUUCUAGCAUCCGGACUUUAAGUAAGAUGCUGUCUAUUCAGCUGAAGAGAAGUGAGAUUGCUUAUGACAUUGUCGAAGACAUGCUGGUGCAAGGUGAUCAUAUGAGAGAUACCCUUCAACAAAUCCAGGAUGCAGUUUACUUGACAAAGGCUAAUAUAGUGCACUAUAACGAAGAAACGUUGAAGAAAGUGCAUAGUUCAACUUAUACCCAUGAGUCAGUGAGGUCUCAGUUACCAGAUAACUUUUCAAGGGAUGGUUCCAGAAAUAAGAUGCAAAACUCUAGCAAGCCACUUUCUCUAAAUGCUGUAGCCAAGGAUUUAGAGAUGCCCCUCCCACCUCUGGCUCUUGCUCCUCUACAACAUGGAAUUAGACCAUGCAGUGUUUCUGAUGUGUUGGCAGAUCUGGUUGAGGCUGUUAGACCUCUUGCCCAUAAGCAGCAACGUAUGGUAGAACUAAGUAAACUCUCAGAUCCCUUACAAGUUGCUGUGGAAGAACCUGCGUUGCGCCAGGCUCUGAGCAAUUUGAUUGAGGGUGCACUGUUGCGUACACAUGCUGGAGGAAAGGUUGAAAUUGUGUUUACUGGAGCACCUGCUGGUGGUACUCUUGUAGUUAUUGAUGAUGAUGGGCCUGAUAUGCACUAUAUGACACAAAUGCACUCCCUCACGCCAUUUGGAGCAGAUCUCUUCUCAGAAGAUAUGGUUGAAGACAGCAUGACAUGGAACUUUGUUGCUGGGCUAACUGUUGCUCGUGAGAUACUUGAGAGUUACGGCUGUGUCAUCCGUGUCAUAUCUCCCCGGACCACAGAUGCUGCCCUUGGAGCUGGAGGAACUCGGGUAGAACUCUGGCUUCCAUCUUUUACAGAUUUAGCUGAUUUAAAUGGCCACGCUCAGGAGGGAUAGCAAGGAUUUGAAAUGUCGACGGCAGGGAUCUUUCUUGGAAUAGAGGGAAUGCAUCCCUUGUUCAGUUGAAGAGAAUGAGGUGGUAUAGAAUUCAUAACUUCUUGCCUGGUCGGUGCAUAUUCUGUUUGUGAUUUCAGGGGUUGCUGUAUACUGUAUAGUUUAUUGGUCUGCUUGUUUGUCCUCUUACUACAAGCACGGACAUUGAAAAAGUUGUAAAUAGCUUAAAGGUUAUUGGAGGCAAUAUUAGUUCAAAGAUGAUGUUGGAUGAUUAUCUUCAGCUGCAUCUAAGAAAGUACAAAACACUCACCACUGGCUGGUUGUGUAUCAUAUGUAGUUAAAUGGAAUCUGCUUUAUUUCUGAAA
Alnus glutinosa is the source of this 2265-nucleotide messenger RNA. RefSeq names its product chloroplast sensor kinase, chloroplastic. Bases 38 to 1903 code for a protein of 621 amino acids. Lineage: Eukaryota; Viridiplantae; Streptophyta; Magnoliopsida; Fagales; Betulaceae. The record is from RefSeq and is a predicted model, not a curated record. The transcript has 9 exons.